GCGCGCCGAGGGCUUCGCUCUCGGUUGCUGCGGGCCGGGCCGAGCUCGGGCCUCGGAAACUCCACUGAGACUCCGCCCCCGGCGCCUCCGCGCGCCCCCGCCUCCCCCCAAUCGGAGGGGGCGGGGCGGGGGGAGAGUCAGGUGACCGGGCGGGCGGGGGCGCGAGCUAGCCGGCGGGCAGCAGCGGAGGCGGCGGCGGAGCUGCCCGGGGCCCGGAGACGGCGUCCAAGGCUGCGGGGGUGCUCUUGGGUUGCUCGGGGGUUGGGGGCUCACGGCCACGGCCACGCCAUGGGGGGCCUGAAGGAGGAGCUGCUCAAGGCCAUCUGGCACGCCUUCACCGCGCUCGACCUGGACCGCAGUGGCAAAGUCUCCAAGUCUCAGCUCAAGGUUCUGUCCCACAAUCUGUGUACGGUGCUGAAGGUUCCCCACGACCCCGUGGCCCUGGAAGAGCACUUUCGGGAUGACGACGAGGGGCCUGUCUCCAAUCAGGGCUACAUGCCGUACUUAAACAAGUUCAUCCUGGAAAAGGUUCAAGGAAACUUUGACAAGAUUGAGUUUAAUAGGAUGUGUUGGACGCUUUGUGUCAAAAAAAACCUCACCAAAAGUCCUUUGUUCAUCAGUGAAGAAGAUUCAUUUAAAGUGUGGGUUAUUUUCAACUUUUUAUCUGAGGAUAAAUACCCAUUAAUUAUUGUGCCUGAAGAGAUUGAAUACCUACUUAAGAAACUUACAGAAGCAAUGGGGGGAGUUUGGCAGCAAGAAGAAUUUGAACAUUACAAAAUCAACUUUGAUGCUACUCGAGAUGGUCUUUCUGCAUGGGAAUUAAUUGAACUUAUUGGAAGUGGACAGUUUAGCAAAGGCAUGGAUUGGCAGACAGUGUCGAUGGCAGUUAAUGAAGUUUUUAAUGAGCUUAUAUUAGAUGUACUGAAACAGGGUUACAUGAUGAAAAAAGGCCACAGAAGGAAAAAUUGGACUGAACGUUGGUUUGUGCUGAAACCCAAUAUCAUUUCUUAUUAUGUGAGUGAGGAUCUAAAGGAUAAGAAAGGAGACAUAAUUCUGGAUGACAGUUGCUGUGUAGAGUCCUUACCUGACAAGGAUGGAAAAAAAUGCCUUUUCCUAAUAAAAUGUUUAGAUAAGACGUUUGAAAUCAGUGCCUCGGAUAAGAAGAAAAAGCAGGAGUGGAUUCAAGCCAUUCAUUCUACUCUGCACUUGUUGAAGCUGGGCAGUCCCCCCCCUCACAAGGAGGCCCGUCAGAGGCGGAAGGAGCUGAGGAAGAAGAUGCUGGCGGAGCAGGAGGAGCUCGAGCGGCAGAUGAAGGAGCUCCAGGUGGCCAAUGAGACCAAGCAGCAGGAGCUGGAGCAAGUGAGAAAGAAACUGGAAGAAGCUGCAUCUCGUGCUGCAGAAGAGGAGAAGAAACGCCUUCAGACUCAAGUGGAACUACAAGACAGGUUUAGCCUGGAGCUGGAAAGAGAGAAACUAAUCCGGCAGCAGAUGGAAGAACAGGUGGCCCAGAAGUCAUCGGAACUGGAGCAGUAUCUGCAGAGGGUCCGUGAGCUUGAGGACAUGUACCUGCAGCUGCAGGAGGCCCUGGAAGACGAGAGGCAAGCUCGCCAAGAUGAAGAGACAGUCAGGAAGCUCCAGGCCAGGCUGCUGGAAGAAGAGACCUCUAAGAGAGCUGAGCUGGAACGCUGGCACAUGGAGCAGCAGCAGGCCAUCCAGACCACCGAGGCCGAGAAGCAGGAGCUGGAGAACCAGCGGCUGCUCAAGGAGCGUGCGCUGCAGGAAGCCAUGCAGCAGCUGGAGCAGCUGGAGCAGGAGAGGAAGCAGGCUCUGGAGCAGUAUGAGGGAGUCAAAAAGAAGCUAGAGAUGGCAGCUAGAAAGACGAGGAGCUGGAAGGAUAAGGUGGCCCAGCAUGAGGGACUCAUUCGAUUGAUAGAACCAGGUUCAAAAAAUCCUCACUUAAUUACAAACUGGGGACCAGCAGCUUUCACUCAAGCAGAGCUUGAAGAACGAGAAAAGAGUUGGAAAGGGAAGAAGAGCACGGAGUGACUGCCUCGGGCCCGGAGGUCAGGGGGAGCCGGGAGCUUUGUGCCAAAGAUCACGUGGCGUGUGGCCCCGCGGCGGUGGCCUUCGUGCCGCCGGCUGGGCCAGCACGCCAAGGAAGCUGUCUCUUUGUGCACCUUUCAUGCGAGGGCAGCAGAAGCAGCGUCACAGAUGUCCCUCCUUGUCUGCUGGCCCUCAUUCCCCACCCCUAGAAGACGGCUUUCGUUUUCCCUCCCACAUGGAGAAAAACCACGUUUUGGACAGUCUAUGGCAGUUCACUGUCUCCAGAUAGAUCUUUGUCUUUGUCACAUAUCCUCCUGCGGCUGGCGAUGUGGGAACCUCCACUGCUCAGGAAGCUGACCAAGCCUUUAACAUUAUCCUGAUCAUUGGCCCACUGAUGCUCUGCUGGGGCCAUUGGGAAUUGUGGUUCCCUGGUGGUUCCUCCAGAACAUCUUUGGCCAUAUGGGAUUUUCCCAAGUUCUUCAGGACUCUUUCCUGUCCUGCCCAAGAAACAGAGACCCUCCCCCAUGUGCUUUCUUCUUCUCGAGUCUAAUACUCCACUUCCCUAAAUUCCCAGCCAGCUGUAGGCUGACCAAGGGAGCAGACAUUCUCUGUGGCACACGACUGCUUUGUGUU
Messenger RNA from Sarcophilus harrisii (Tasmanian devil), 2676 nucleotides. It is a transcript of the gene SWAP70, whose product is annotated as switching B cell complex subunit SWAP70. Bases 289 to 2046 code for a protein of 585 amino acids. Lineage: Eukaryota; Metazoa; Chordata; Mammalia; Dasyuromorphia; Dasyuridae. The record is from RefSeq and is a predicted model, not a curated record. The transcript has 12 exons. Gene Ontology annotation, cellular component: cytoplasm; nucleus.